AUGUGUAAUGGGGAGUUCUUCAGCAAGGAACCAGAUGAGGCACUAGCAUUCUUUGACUACUUAGCUAAAAGUGCACAACAGUGGAAUACACGAUCUGAUCGGGCACCAAUGGUAGUGCAACCUCUCAGGGCAAUUGGUGGUGGAGGUAGAUAUGAGGUAAAGGAGGAAACUGAUAUCCAGGCUCGUAUUGUUGCAUUAUCUAGGAGAGUAGAGGUUAUGGAGUUAGAGAAGGUGAAAGCAGCGAAAUCAGUUGAGGUACCACGGGGUGUUAUUAAGGAUAUAUUGGUUCAAGUCGACAAAUUCUACUACCCAGUGGACUUUGUGGUUUUGGAUAUGCAGCAGCUUAUCUCUACCAUUUCCCAGGAACCUAUCAUACUUGGACGCCCAUUAUUCGCUACCCCUAAUGCGUUGAUCAAUUGUCAAAGUGGAGUGCUGAAGCUUACAUUCGAAAAUGUGACAUUGGAGAUGAACUUGUACAAUGUUUGCAAGAUGCCUAGUGGUUGUGAUGACUCUAAGAUACGUGCAGUUGAUGUGAUAGAUGAUUUUGAUAUUUAA
This is a messenger RNA of Malania oleifera, 555 nucleotides long. RefSeq lists its product as uncharacterized. The record is from RefSeq and is a predicted model, not a curated record. Bases 1 to 555 code for a protein of 184 amino acids. NCBI's taxonomy places the organism in Eukaryota, Viridiplantae, Streptophyta, Magnoliopsida, Santalales, Ximeniaceae. The transcript is spliced from 2 exons.